Messenger RNA from Microplitis demolitor, 5055 nucleotides. RefSeq names its product G protein-coupled receptor kinase 2 (gene Gprk2). The coding region runs from base 605 to 2380 and encodes 591 amino acids. The transcript has 7 exons. Gene Ontology annotation, cellular component: cytoplasm. Lineage: Eukaryota; Metazoa; Arthropoda; Insecta; Hymenoptera; Braconidae. Gene Ontology annotation, biological process: signal transduction; regulation of signal transduction; protein phosphorylation. Gene Ontology annotation, molecular function: ATP binding; G protein-coupled receptor kinase activity. The record is from RefSeq and is a predicted model, not a curated record.
CAGGGGCCAGGUCGGCCAUUAUUUUUCGCGUCUAUAUCCACGAGUUAUAGUAAUAUAGUAUCAACUGCGCGCGUUACUCAAUUAUUAAAUAACACCCAUUAAUAUAGUUUUUAAAUAAUAAUUAUUUACUGUACUGUUAAUUUAAAACCGACAUGAUAAAUAACAAAUAAAUUUAAUUGCUACUAAAUUUAAAAUCACUACGUACUGAGAGUUAGAUGAUAUCGAAUGCGGAAGAGAAGCAAGAGAUCAAACAGUGGCCAGUCAACCCGGUGCUAAUUCGAAAAAUAAGUUGGUUUUAUUGAAAGUGAUAAAGGAAGCUGCGAUUGAUGAUUGAUCAUUGAUCAGUUAAGGGACGACGUUUGUUUUUAAACCAAUAAAAAGCUUACUAUAGUUGAGGGUUACGCGUUUUGGACGCGGUGCCCAUAACGGGCGCAGAUGGGAGCUGGUUUUAUAAAUUUAAAGUGGGUGGUACGACCCACAGUUAAAUAUUUAAUAUCAACGGUACCUAAAGUAUUAACGUUUGUUAAUAAUAAAAAUCUAGACCACCGAGUCUUUGGUAUCAUAAGUUGUACUGAAUUGUUUAAACUCAAUCAAGCUGGAAUUGAUGGAGUUGGAGAAUAUCGUAGCCAAUACCGUUUAUCUCAAAGCACGAGAAGGCGGUGGUGACAGUAAUAAAGGUAAAAGUAAAAAAUGGCGAAAGAUACUCCAGUUUCCCCACAUAUCUCAGUGUAUUUAUUUACGAGAUAAACUUGAUAUAAAGUUUAGCUAUGUUGUGGAUCAACAACCAAUAGGGCGACUGCUUUUCAGGCAAUUUUGCCAAGAUCUAAAACCUAUUUAUCAUCGUUAUAAUCUCUUACUAGAUGCCAUUGAAAAAUAUGAAAUUGAAAUAGAUGAAAAUCGCACGGAAUUAGCCAAAGAUCUGUAUGAACAGUAUUUGAAGCAUGAAGCUUCGGAGGUAUCGGGUAUUUUGAAUGAUUCGGUAAUAUCACAGUGCGAGGAACGUCUAAGCUCUGGUGGUAAAGAUUUAUUUGUUCAAGUAUCUUCAACAGUUAAAAAUUAUCUUGCCGGUGAACCUUUUUCGCAAUUCCUCACGAGUUUCUACUUCUAUAGGUACCUACAAUGGAAGUGGUUAGAAGCCCAGCCAGUAACUUACAAAACUUUCCGAAUGUACAGAGUGCUAGGAAAAGGUGGAUUUGGAGAAGUAUGUGCUUGUCAAGUACGAGCAACUGGAAAAAUGUACGCAUGCAAAAAAUUAGAAAAAAAACGGAUAAAAAAACGCAGAGGCGAGUCCAUGGUGUUGAUAGAAAAAAACAUAUUGCAAAAAAUAAAUUCAAAGUUUGUCGUAUCACUGGCGUACGCAUACGAAACAAAAGAUGCACUCUGUCUUGUAUUAACAAUAAUGAAUGGCGGUGAUCUUAAAUUUCAUAUAUACAAUAUGGGUGGCGAUCCGGGUUUUGAUAUAAAUAGAGCGAGAUUUUAUGCCGCUGAAGUGGUUUGUGGUCUUGAGCAUCUCCAUCUUCAGGGCAUUGUUUACCGUGAUUGUAAACCCGAGAACAUUCUUCUCGAUGAUCAUGGACACGUGAGGAUAUCGGAUCUGGGAUUGGCGGUUGAAAUAUCUGAAGGCGAUAUGGUGCGCGGUCGAGUGGGUACUGUUGGUUAUAUGGCGCCAGAAGUUAUUGACAAUGAAAAGUACACCUUUUCACCUGACUGGUUCAGCUUCGGUUGCCUUGUUUACGAGAUGAUCGAAGGUCAAGCACCUUUUAGAGCUCGAAAAGAAAAAGUUAAGCGUGAAGAAGUUGAUCGACGUGUAAAAGAAGAUCAAGAAAAAUACUCGCACAAAUUUACAGAUGACGCUAAAAAUUUGUGCCAACAAUUGUUGAAAAAAAGUCCAAAGACUCGGUUGGGAUGUAAAUGCGGUAGAUAUGGCGCGAAGGAAGUUAAACUUGAUAGCUUUUUCCAGUGUUUGAAUUGGAAGAGAGUCGAGGCUGGGAUGUGGGAACCACCGUUUGUACCGGAUCCUCAUGCAGUUUACGCUAAAGAUGUAUUGGAUAUUGAACAGUUUUCAACUGUUAAAGGCGUUAAUUUAGAUGCAACAGAUGAUACAUUUUACAGUCAAUUUAAUACUGGUAGUGUUUCAAUACCAUGGCAAAAUGAGAUGAUUGAGACUGAAUGCUACAAAGAGCUUAAUGUACUCGGGCCAAAUUGUACACCGACGCCAGAUUUAUUAAUAAAUAAUCCACUUACGAAUAAUGACAGCCGUGGAUGCUUUCCCUUUAGAAGAAAAAAGAAACAAAAUGCAAGAACAAGACAGAUACCAAUAUCCGAUGGACAUUUACUUGAACUAUCACAGAGUCAAGGAUCUGAAUUACCAGCUAGCUGAUAAUCGUAAAUUUUAUAACUAUUUAAUAUAAAUAAGCACAAAAUUUUUAUUUUAAAUUAACGCACUUUUUCUAUACUGUAAAAGUUUUAUUUAUUUAGCUGUUUACUUGCUAAAUUUAUUCUAAAAUAUUUUAUUUAACUCGAUAUUUACUAAUAAUUAUAUUAUUAAUAGUAAUCAAUAAUAAUAAUAUUAAUAAAAUUAAAUAAUGGUAAUAUUAACACUAAUAAUAAUAAUAUAAAUUAUAAAUAUAAAUAUAUUAAUACCAAAUAAAUAUGUCCCGGCUAAAUCGCACAUUUAUAAUCGUAAAAUAAAACGUGUUUAAUAUUUAAAUUAUUAUAAAUUAAAAAUUAUAACGCACGAAAUUCUCACGUUCAUUUAUAAAUAACAGUAAAAAUUAAUAAAACAAAUAAUUAUUACAUGGAAAAAAAUGAAUAGUACUGGUUACUGUUCUGCGCAGUAAUCGACGAAAAAUAUAGAGAAAGAUCCAUUUUAAUAUGACUGAUUGAUAUUAGGACAGGAGUAAGUCAUUGCUUAACACAUACUAUUACUUUUUAAACAGUAACCAGUGCUGUGCUACACAGUAAAUGAAACAUAUGACUGGUUACUGUUGAAAUAGUCAUCGUUCAUAGUUCAAAAAUAUACAAACUUCUCAGCACAGCUCUUGUUGCUGGAUAGAAUGCGAAAACUUACUAUUUAGUGACAGGAAUGGUUACUUAGGUACAGUACAGUACUCAGUCCUGUUUUUACAUGAACUAUUUCUAAGUUCAUACGUGUCUCUAGUGUCAAGAAUAUUAAAGACACAUUAAGUUAGUAACUGUUCAUGUCAAAAUAGGACUGAGUACUGUUCUGGAUGUUUAUUUAUUUAUUUAUUUAACGCCAAUCGGCUAUGCACUAAUGAAAUAUAUAAUGAUAAAAAGAUAUAUGAGUAUCAAUAAAUCAAGAGAAAAAUAACAAUCCAUAUAAAAGUAAUAUUAUUUGAUGAUUAAUAUUGCAGAAGUAGCUUCUUGAUAUCGAGUGAGAAUGAGGCAAUUGUAUUGCCAAAAAAAUCGAUGUCCGAACAAUUGCUAUUGACUAGCCUUGCUAUUCUAUUGAGUGACCCAUGAACUACGUAAUUUUUAUUUUAUUUGACGGUAUAGAGUAACCGAGAUAUUCUGAGACCAGGUCUAGGGUAAUAAACUCAAACAUUUAGUGUCUCUGGCGAGUCUAUUAGACUGUUGAUAACUUUGUAGAAAAAUAUAAAGUCCGUGACUUCUCUUUGACUUCGUAGGCUGCUUAUUUUAAAUUUGGAACUAAUAUCAUCGACACUAACUGGUGGUCCAUUAAUUCUUGUACAGUGAGACAGAAAUUUAAUGAACUUAUGUUGUGUCCUUUCGAUUGUGUUAACGCGGAUAUCAGAGUAGGAGGACCAGAUAACCGAGCAGUACUCCAAAAUAGGCUUGACUAAAGCACAGUAAAGCCUUAAUGAGAACUACGAGAUCUAAGUAACCAGUCAUAUGUUUCAUUUACUGUGUUGCAUAUCAUUGGUUACUGUUUAAAAAGUAAUGAGACCUGUCAAGUAAUUACUUACUCUUGUUCUAAUAUGAAUCAGUCAUAUUAACACGCAUUUUUCUUUAUACUUUUCGCCGAUUACUGCGCAGAACAGUAACCAGUACUACCUAUUUCUUUCCAUGUAUGCAUUCAAAUAAUAAAUAUAGACAAAAUAAUUAAACAGUAGUAUUUUAUAAAAAAUUUAAAGAGCUACUGGUUUUUAAUUGAUGGUGUCGAAAGGCUCAAAAAAAUGAUUAUAAAUAUUAUGAUAAAUUAAACCUGUAAUUAUUGUGUAAAUUUUAUUUUUAACUAUUGUUAAAUUUUUUAAAUCAUUCCAUUUUUUGUACGAUAUUUGUUAUUUAUCGUUGUUAUUAAUUUUUUUUUCUCUCGAUGUAGCGUGACAGUUGAACUGACAAAUUCCAUAGGAAUUAUUGUUAUUAUUUUUAAGUAACAUUGUAGAUUUAUUAAUUAUUUAUUAGUUUCGUAAUUUUUAUACCCAUAAGAAAUGAAAUAUUUUAUUAUUUGAACAAACAAUUAAUUAAUAAUAUAAAAAUAGAGGUGUAAAGAAUAAAAGACGAGACGGUAAACCGUUAAGAAUUUUAACCGUCCGUUUUAAUAAAAAAAAAAGAAAAAUCAAUUCGUAAUUAUAGUGAAUUAUAAUUGGUUUCGUAAAAAACAAUUACUUAUCAAUUUGGAUCACAUGAAAUAGGCGUACCGAACAAAUUAAAUAAUUAUAAAAAAUAAUAAACGCUAGCAUUGCAAUUAAACUACUCGAGGGAUUUAUAAACAAUUAUGGUCUCCGUGAGACUUUUGUGUUAUGGCCUAUUUGUGUAUUAAUUUUUUACGCAUUUUUUAAAAUCUUUACUUUUUUAAAGAUAAAAAAUUAUUAUUGAAUAUGAUAAUUAAAAAUAAUUAAUUCAAAAUUAUUAAAUGAAUCAAAUAUACGAUUCAACUAGUCACAGUAUGUAUGUGCAUUAUACUCAUUAAAUUAAAUAUAAAUAAUUGCCCCACGUGCACUAAUCACUGAACCAACAGUGCAAGCAAUCACCUAUUAUAUAACAAUUAUAAUAAUGAUUCUCUCUAAAGAAUAACGAUAAUAAUAUUAAUAAUAAUAAUAAUAAAAUAAAAAAUAAAUAUGCUGGAGUGCA